AUGUCACCAAUUACUCGUCUCCUCCCGAGGAAACAACUCGCAUCUCUAAAACCAACCCCUCCAACCCGCUGCAUCGCCGCAUCCUCAAUCCGACCUACCCGCCAAAUAAAAACGCAACCACUCCGUUCACCCCGAACACCAACACCGACACCGAUCUCAACCCUCCAAACAAGAUCUUACCACUCCUCUCUUCACCCUUCCCUCCCGCCACAUGCCUACACAAACAGCCAAAUCGCCAUCCUAGAAGCAUCUCUCACCCACGUCCCAACACACGGUUUCACUCAUGCAUCCCUCACCCUCGGCGCCCGCGACGCAGGCUUCCUCGACGUAAGCGUCCAGCUCUUCCCGCGCGGCGAAUUCGACCUCAUCCUCUUCUACCUCGCCAGUCGUCGCGGACUUCUCCGCGCAAAGAUAGAAAGCAGCGACUUCUUCCGCGAAUUCGCCACGAAGAAUGGUCUUGAUGCGUCUUCUCUAGAGGGCAAGGACAAGGUAGACACUAAGAUUAAAAUGUUGAUUCUGGAGCGUUUGCGCAUGAACGAGGAUAUCCGUGAUCAAUGGCAAGAUGCUCUUGCCCAGAUGUCUUUACUCGGUAAUAUCCCUCUCUCGCUAGCAGAGCUACACGCCCUUUCGAACGAUAUUCUUAAUCUGGCUGGUGAUGAGUCCGUGGAUGCGAGCUGGUACACGCGGCGCGCGGCCGUUGGUGCCAUAUAUGCUAGUGCGGAGGUUGUUAUGACUCGCGACCCGACGGGAGAUAUGAGUGAGACGGCGGAGUUUGUGGAGAGGAGAUUUGAGGAUCGGGAUAUUCUAUCGAAGAAGGUAGAGGUUAUUGGACAGUGUUUUUCUUUCUGGGGAAAUACUGUGCUUGGUGUUGGGAGGAGUUAUGGGUUGAAGGUUUAG
Molecule: messenger RNA, 897 nt
Organism: Penicillium angulare
Lineage: Eukaryota; Fungi; Ascomycota; Eurotiomycetes; Eurotiales; Aspergillaceae
Exons: 2
Coding region: 1-897 (298 amino acids)
Biological process (GO): ubiquinone biosynthetic process
Cellular component (GO): mitochondrial inner membrane
Molecular function (GO): lipid binding
Source: RefSeq, a predicted model, not a curated record